AUGAACAUCGAACCCCAAGCACUGUCUGAAACCUCCGACACGCCGCAGCGCCUGCGCACCUCCAAAGCCUGCGAAGAAUGCCGCAAGCGCAAGAUCCGCUGCAACGGACAGUCGCCCACGCCGUGCGACUACUGCCGCCAGAAGCGACUGCACUGUGUCUACCGCAGUCAGGCGCGGAUUCGGCGGCCACGGCACGUGUUGAUGGGGAUGGCGCGUGCGUCCGCCGCGGCGGGGGGUGGGGCAGAUGCCGGGACGAGCGCGGGGGCGGGCGCGGCGACGGGUGAUGUGGAGGGAUUGGGCGGCGCGGGGAGCGGGAUCGGGGGAAGUCCGAUCGAGAGCUCGCUGUACGCGGGCGUGUCGGCCACGUACGCCGACUCGCCGAGCAGGACCCUGCAGCUGUUCUACGGCCCCUCGAGUAAUUUCCCCAUGAUCCAGCACAUCCACCAGCGCUUGAACGCGGCAAAGAGUGCUUCCACUGCGCCGUCGUCGACUAUAGAAGAGGUCGACGAGGGGCUGGACAGGUUUAAUUACCGCGGCAUCUUCUUCGGGAAACAUUCGGAUCAACAGGACAUGUCGAGGGGCGUGGAUGAUUCGAAUCUGCUGUUCCUGCCUUACAAUCUCGCGGCGGACUUCCUUGAGAAAUUUCUAACAACGCUACAGAGGCACUUGCCGUUUGUGGAUCCGGCGGUUGCGGCGGACUCACUGGCGGUGUUGUACGGGAAUGCGGGGGUAGGUGACGCGCGGGAGCUAGAUAUCGGCGAGAGAGCGAUAUUGAUCGCCAUCCUGGCGGUCGGUGCCACGCUCACCGAGUACACGGUCUGGGCCGAGACGCUGUACAAGCGCGCGAAUAGUCUGGCGGAUGAGCUUGACGAUGUGGUUAAUGUCCAUGUGUGUCAGCUGGGGUUGCUGCUUGCGCAUUUUCAGUGCGUUACCGGGAAGCCCAACUCGGUUUAUUUGCUGGUGGGGACGGCCAUGAGGAAGGCGGUCGCUGCGGGUCUGCACAAAGAGGCGUUGUCCAAAGGACGGCAGAGCGUGGACUUUGCACUGGUGCAGGAGAGGAGGUUAACGUUCUGGAGCAUCUAUAUCUUUGAAGUUACCAUCUCUUUCGGACUGGGCCGGCCGAUCUCGAUCCAUGACAGCGACAUCAGCAUUCCAUACCCUGAGGAUUCACCCUUCUUCAUAUCGCUGAUCACACUGGCACGCGUCUACUCGCGCGCCUCGCAGCAGCUGUACAGCACAAAACAAGGCUCGCUCCUAUCCCUCUACAAAUCCGCCACCGCGCUCAAGGCCGAACUCGACGCCUUCCGCGCCUCGCUCCCGCCCGAACUCCAACUCGGCCCGGACGCGCCCUUCAAAUCGGGCGCACCCGAUGUCCUGAAGCUCUUCCUCAACAACUGGUACUACCACGCCGUGAUCCUGAUCUUCCGCCCCUUCCUGAUCUUCCACGCGCAAUGGCAGGCGGACCCGUCGCACCGGCUGACCACUGACCCUGCCGUCGCCGUCUCGAAACGGCAACUGCGCACCUCGGCGCCGUGGAUCUUCACCGCGUGCGACGCGUGCAUCUCAGCCGCGCGCGAGCUGCUGAUCUGUCUGCACCGCAGCGUGAAAACCAACGACCUCGUGCGCCGCCUCGCAUACUCGUGUUUCUACGUCGAGUGCGGGGCGUUCCUGCUGAUCUUUAAUAUGCUACGCGAGCGCCGCGCAUCCGACGCCCCGGACUCGGGCGAGGACGCCCGCUGUAUGAGACUCGCUCUCGAGGCGAUGGAAAUGAUGCAUGACACCACCCCGAGAAACGUCAGUCUCUUCGCUAUACGUAGGAUGCUGGCGCUGGUCGAGGGCGUGGAAGACGAUGAUACAGAGACUUGGGGUGGCGUUAGCCCUGAGAGCUCGACGCCCGGCACGACUAUUGCAGUAGGUCCCUUACUCCUUCCCUCUUUCGACUGUGUUCUGAUUGCGAAGGAAACGGCUGCGGCAAAUGGAUUACUGCGGAUGCCGGAGACGGCGGGAAUGCCCGGGGAGAAUAUGUCCCCAAGCAGUGUGCUGGAUUGGGACCUGGGCGAGAUGAAGUUGAAUUUUGACCUCAACAGUAUGGAUCUCGAUUGCUGGCUGGCUAUGGAAGGGUUUGGGGGGGUGGGAGCAUGCGAUCUUGGGUAG
Messenger RNA from Tricharina praecox, 2154 nucleotides. Its product is annotated as fungal-specific transcription factor domain-containing protein. Bases 1 to 2154 code for a protein of 717 amino acids. Gene Ontology annotation, cellular component: nucleus. Lineage: Eukaryota; Fungi; Ascomycota; Pezizomycetes; Pezizales; Pyronemataceae. Gene Ontology annotation, molecular function: DNA-binding transcription factor activity, RNA polymerase II-specific; zinc ion binding; RNA polymerase II cis-regulatory region sequence-specific DNA binding. Gene Ontology annotation, biological process: DNA-templated transcription; positive regulation of transcription from RNA polymerase II promoter by galactose. The transcript is spliced from 3 exons. The record is from RefSeq and is a predicted model, not a curated record.